AUGGCGAGCGCGACUCCCAGUGAGAGUGUGGAUAGUGAGCUGCGCUGCUCCAUCUGCCUGGGCACGUUCGUCUGCCCCUCCACGCUGAGCUGCGGACACUCGUUCUGCCUGCGGUGCCUGGAGGCCGCCUGGGAGACGGCGAGCAGCUUCAGCUGCCCGCAGUGCCGAGCGACCUUCCCUGUGCGACCCCAGCUGAGGAGGAACGUGGCCCUCGCCAACCUGGCGGAGCAGCUCAGAGUUGGAGACGGGAUGGCCGCGGCCGUCGUGUGUGACACUGCGCUGAUGGCCACUCCUGCAGUGAAGACCUGCCUGAGAUGUGAGAUGUCCUUCUGUGCGACGCACUUGAGGCCUCACGUGGAGAAUCCCAGGCUGAGUGAUCACGUCCUGGUGGCUCCCAUCGCGAACCUGGAGGAGCGAAGAUGCAAGGAGCACAGAGAGGAGCUGAAGUACUUCUGUGAACAGGAUAAGAUCCCGGUCUGCACAGGCUGCACCAUCACUGGAGACCACCCGGACACAGAGUCAUCACAGUGGAAAAAGCGCAACAGACAAGACAGGUGA
Molecule: messenger RNA, 558 nt
Organism: Callorhinchus milii (elephant shark)
Lineage: Eukaryota; Metazoa; Chordata; Chondrichthyes; Chimaeriformes; Callorhinchidae
Product: E3 ubiquitin/ISG15 ligase TRIM25-like
Molecular function (GO): zinc ion binding
Source: RefSeq, a predicted model, not a curated record